UUUGCUUAGAACUUUAAUAUUUAGAAAGAACAUGGAGACAGCACUAAUCGUGAUUGUGUUCCAUUGAUAGGCAUCUACAGACCGAAGAAAAAGGCCCUUUCUUCUUCCGUUGGUGAGGUGCAUCCUGUCACUCAUUUUCUCCAUAAGCUCAGAGAAGUCUUCACUGCUUUCAGGUCAAUGAGCAUUCUCAUUGUACCGUGACUUGAUGGGGUGGGGGUGGGGGUGGUUCUAAGAUACACUACACAGAAGAAGUUUCGUAAUCACAAGCUAUGGAAAGGGGACAUGCAUGCUUAGCCUAGGUAUUUUUACCAUGAAUUUCCCAACCUUGAUUUGAUUAAAAUCACCUAAAACUGGACCAAUUCAGAUUUUUCAAGUUUAAUUGUUCACUUUGAGGAAAACCUCAAGGCGACGUAAGAAGAGUAGCAGGGCGGAAAGAGAAGCAGGGACCCAGGUGCUUUGUACAUCAGGAGGCCUGAGAAGUGAAGGGUAGAUUGGAUCAGAAGCAAAACCACAGCACAGUUUCUGUUCACUUGCUUUCAGAAAAUCACCCAGGCUCUUCAUACUGUCCUCUCCCGUCAGCUCUCCUGACUUUUUUCCUCCUAAGAUGCUGCUAGGUUAGAUAAUACCAUCCAGCUCGGAAGAUCCCUAGGGAAGAAGAGAAGCCUUCUGCUUGAGGAGUUUACCCCUGCCUGAUAUGUGCUGGGAAUGAAGACACUGCCUGCCAUGCUUGGGACUCCAGAGUUAUUUAGGGAACUCUUAAUCCUCCACCUGGGCCUCUGGAGCAUCCGUGGUGAAGAGUCAUGUGAAGUACAAAUUAAGGUUAACAGGCAUUCGGAAUAUGCUACAACAGGAGAGUACUUUAAAAUUAAAUGUCCUGUGACAUACUGUGAUCACAGACCUAAUGUGACUUGGUGCAAGUACAGUGAAAAACAAUGUUUACCUCUUGAGUUUGGACCUCAGAAACACACUAGUUGGGAAGAAAAGCCCGAGGCUUCGGUUUUUAUUCUCCAUUUUGAACCAAUAAAUGCCAGUGAUAAAGGAUUGUAUGUCUGUUCUACAAACAUUAAUUCUAAUGUUAUUUACAGCCGCAUAAUAACCAUCAAUGUGACAGAAAGGACUCAAAAUGAUUCAGAACACCAUCUAAUAACACCGUCUGACAUCCCAGAUGCCACCAACGCCUCAGGACCACCCACCACGGAAGAGAGGCUGGACAUGAUCUGGCUGCUUUACAGCUUGCUUCCUUUGGGGGCAUUGCCUCUGCUGCUUGCCUGUUUCUGCCUGGUCUGUUUCCUGAAAAGGCGCCAAGGGAAAGGAAAGAUGCCUUCUGACUUAGCAGAAAGGGACGUUAACCUGGUUGAUAUCCCAGUGAGUCCCAGGACAAAUUCCCAAACACUGCCAUCAGAAACUGGCAUUUAUGAUAAUGAUCUCUGGUCAAGUGUCCAGGAAAGUUCUGAAUCUACAACUAACUCCCAAUUGGAGGGAAACAAACAGGGCAUUGUUUAUGCUUCUCUGAACCAUUCUGUUAUUGGAAGGAACCCAAGACAGGCAAAGAACAUAGAAGAGGCACCCACAGAAUAUGCAUCCAUUUGUAGGAGAAGUUAAAUCUGGUACUGACAUAGACUGUGAGCACUGUAGGAUGGACUUGUCAAUACCACUGUCUGGACCUCUGGGGUCAAAUAACUUUCUUCAACCUGGGAAUUUUCACGUCAAGAUGGUUUGUACUGGGCUGUGUCGUAAAGGUCCAUAGAAUAUUUAGUUAAAAUUUCUGCUGAAAACUUUGGAAGAGUUUUGUACAAGAGCCUUGAACAAAAGACUUCUCUCUGGGAAAACUCAUAUCGCAAAUAGUAGAAUAAUAGAAUGUUUAAAUUUGACCAUGUCUUA
Molecule: messenger RNA, 1881 nt
Organism: Peromyscus leucopus (white-footed mouse)
Lineage: Eukaryota; Metazoa; Chordata; Mammalia; Rodentia; Cricetidae
Gene: Btla
Product: B and T lymphocyte associated
Exons: 6
Coding region: 706-1602 (298 amino acids)
Biological process (GO): immune response-regulating cell surface receptor signaling pathway
Cellular component (GO): plasma membrane
Molecular function (GO): signaling receptor activity
Source: RefSeq, a predicted model, not a curated record